This is a messenger RNA of Desarmillaria tabescens, 2031 nucleotides long. RefSeq lists its product as uncharacterized. NCBI's taxonomy places the organism in Eukaryota, Fungi, Basidiomycota, Agaricomycetes, Agaricales, Physalacriaceae. Gene Ontology annotation, cellular component: chromatin. The transcript is spliced from 9 exons. The record is from RefSeq and is a predicted model, not a curated record. Gene Ontology annotation, molecular function: DNA-binding transcription factor activity, RNA polymerase II-specific; RNA polymerase II cis-regulatory region sequence-specific DNA binding; zinc ion binding. Gene Ontology annotation, biological process: DNA-templated transcription; regulation of transcription by RNA polymerase II. Bases 1 to 2031 code for a protein of 676 amino acids.
AUGGCAGCAUCCUCUCCCGCCUAUUACGUGACUUUUCAGCUUCUUGAGCCGGCGACAGUGCUAGACACGAAGGCAAAGGGUGCUAUGCUGCCUCAGAGCCUGACAUGUCCGAUUUGCUCUGCUAGAUAUACGCGGCCUACUCAUUUACAUAAACAUAUACGCUCUCACUCCUACCAGCACAUACAUCAGUGCAUCCAGUGUGAGACUCAGUUCACCAGACGGGACGUUUUGAAGCGACACUUGAAGACUUGCAAAGGACCACUCAAUCAAACGCCGAGGAAGAGAAGGGCAUGCGAGGCCUGUGUUCUGUCUAGAACCAAAUGCGAUAGACAGCUUGAACAGCCCUGCUCGAGAUGCGUUGCUCGGGGAAGCAAAUGCGUGUUUACUGGUGAACAGCCUCGCCGGCAUCCUGGAGGCGGAGCAACAGACACCUCCAAAGGUUCCCUUGCUUUGUUGUCGUCAUGUACUUCGCCCUCCCCGCCCUCUUCCUUGUCGCCCACAAAUACCGCAUCGGAGGGCGAGACGCCUUAUUCACCGCCCACGCCUUUGGACUGGGGGAUAGUGGACGAAGUUUCUCAAACGGUAUCACCCCAAAUUGAAGAGGGUCCAAAUCAACGCGCGUGGGAUGGGACCCCCAAUAUCUUAUAUCCCGUUGACCACUGGUUAGACCCACACGUGCCAUCGAACGACGAGCUCGAUUUCUCAUGGUUCAACUCUAAUGAUAAUAAAGUUCCAUCAUAUGAUUAUGCACAAUAUCCUUCCCCGGUGAUGGGUACUCUUGCGAGUACUUCAGAAGAUCAGGAAUACAGGAUUCUUUCGUUAGUGCGGUGUUUCUUCUCCGACUUCUGCCAACACUUUCCUUUGGUGCAUCCUGCAACAUGGUCUACAGACAAUAAACCCUCUGUUCUCAUUCGUGCCAUGCAGGCGUGUGGCGCGCUCUUUGUCAAAACGAGACAGGCCACAGCAUUCAUCGAAGAAACACUGUCCUCUCGUAACCUCUUCGUACAGGAGUUUGCUUCCAAACCCACAAUCGAUCAAGAUUUCCUAAUAUUGGCCGUUGUUCUACUUCAGACUGUCGGUCUUUUUCACCAAAACGCCGAACAGCAGGUGACCACCAGCGUUUAUCAUCAGAUGCUGGUUAUGAUGAUCCGCCAAACCAGCUUGGUUACGCGUCUUCGCUUCUGGAUGGUUCCUGACUUAAAUGCCACAUUCUCACUAGAGCAAUCCUGGCGUGAAUGGGCUAUGCAUGAAACUAUGAAACGCGCGCUGGUAUUCUCGUAUUUUCACGACUGUUCUUACCCGGUCUAUUUUUCGAGACCGGCUUCUUUUAAAUCAACAGAAUUCGAUGUCGACUUACCAAGCAAUGACGAACUAUGGAAUGCUUCAAACCCUAUCCAAUGGCUGGGAUUGGUGGGGACACCUUCAUCCUUUUCCACGGGUUCCACGACGUUGUCUGGCGUCAGUUUGCACCAGGCGCUUGCCACUCUAGCUGGGGAAUCAGAGCCUUUACUCUCUCACCACGUCGGCCACACAUUUACUCCGACCCCAACCCCGCCAAAUCCAUUUUCCCAUUUCAUUCUGAUACACGCCAUCCUCAGAGACAUUUAUUCGUUUCCCAGUGCCAAUAAAGAUUACAUCCGUUUGCAGUCCGUUUUAUACAACUGGCUCCAAACGUGGAUGCAUUGCUGCGACGUCGUAGGGCCAGCCUAUAACAAAUCGUCCUUGGUAUACAACACCUUACAAUUUUAUUGGCUCGCGCAGAUUUCACUCUAUGCGAUCGAAAAGGGAGGUUCGGGGUGGAUGGAGGAGAGUGCCCGAACGGGACAUAGAUUUGCCCUCUUGAAGGAAUGGCUGGAGCGUAUACAUUUCUUCCUACGACAUGAUCAUGAGAUCCCUGCGCGGUUGUGGGGGGAACAGAUGAUACUUGGUUCUACCGUUCGGGCGUUCCAAGCAAUCGAAUUUGAUGAUACGGUCGGCUCUAAGGUUGAACAGUCAAAUGGUCUAUUUUCUUCUUUCUUUGAUGUACAUUGA